UGCUGCUGGUGGAUCAAAAACUAACGAAUGUUGUUUGUCAGCUGACCAGAAAUAAAGUUUGCUGUGAAAUGGAUUAAUGUGUCGCUGUUUAACACUUCUGUAGACAGAAGUAACGGACAAGGAGUCUCCAACAGUGAGCAUCACAGGAUCCAAACAGUCGGAGUGAUCUCUACCAGCUACAGCUCAGAGACCUCUCCAGAAUAUGGCUUCACAAUAGACACAGUCUUGCUUUUCCUUUCUGGACAAGCAAAAUUAAAACUGUCUGUUUAACACUUCUGGUCUUAGUGUUUUUCACUGCCUUCCCUUUUCUCUGGUGUCUUUACUUUGUGAAGAUCCUGUGUUCUGUAUGUGAAAAUGGACGGUGCAGAGCAUGUGCAUCCCAGUCUCAACUCCUCCUAUGUUCCGACUGUUCUUGGAAACCACCAUAUAUCUGAAGAUGAGGACAGCGAGGACCAGAGUCCAUCUGCAUCACUGCUGCCCAAACAUUCCUCUGUGCCUCUGGCUGUGCGCUACAGUCCAGAGGACUCUUAUAAUCUGGUGUACAUCAUCUUCUUUCUGAUGGGCAUCGGCUCCCUGCUGCCCUGGAACUUCUUCAUAACAGCCAAAGAAUACUGGCUCUACAAACUGAGUAACAACAGUCAUCUAACCAGCAAUGAGGAGCAACGGUCAGACCUCAGUGACUACUUUGAAAGUUAUCUGGCCAUUGCCUCCACCAUACCCUCUGUGCUGUGUCUGAUACUCAACUACGUCCUAGUUAACAGGUUGUCACCAAAUGUGCGGAUUCUGUCGUCUCUUUUUGUCAUCCUGUUGGUGUUUGUGGUGACCACGGUGCUGGUGAAAGUGGACACGUCAGACAGCAGGAUGGGGUUCUUCAUCGGCACGCUGGCCAGCGUUGCUGUCGUCAGUGGAGCCUCAAACCUCUUCUCUGGCAGUGUGUUCGGGAUCAGUGGACAUUUCCCCAUGAGGGUUUCUCAGGCCCUUAUAUCAGGCCAAGCCAUGGGAGGCACCCUGAGUGCAGUAGCAUCAAUAGCAGACUUGGCAUUUGCUAAAGAUGUGACAGACAGUGCUGUGGCCUAUUUCCUGACAGCGGACAUCUUCAUCCUGCUCUGCAUCAUUGCAUAUUUGCUGCUGCCUAAGCUGGAAUAUUCAAGACACUACAUGCUGGCAGCAACAUGCACCAAUCCAGGAGUGAGGAGUGAGGAGGGAGCAACAGGCACAGGGAGCAGAGUCUUAGUGCCACCGCUGCAGCCUAUCCUCAGAAAGACGUGGGUGCUCGGCCUGAGCGUCUUCUACGUCUUCUGCAUCUCCAUCAUGGUGUUCCCUGCAGUUUCCUCAGGGAUCCAGUCUGUCCACAAAGACAGCGGCAGCCCCUGGACAACCACUUACUUUGCGCCAAUCACCAGUUUCCUCCUGUACAAUGUAGCAGACUUUUGUGGCAGGCAGGCCACAGCCUGGCUGCAGGUUCCUGGUCCCACCAGCCGAGUCCUGCCUACACUGGUGCUGUGUCGCUCUGUCAUGGUGCCACUUCUCAUGCUCUGUAACUACCAGCCGAGGGACCACCUCCACACUGUGCUUUUCACCCAUGAUGUGUACCCUGUGGUCUUUACCUGCCUGCUGGGCCUCUCUAACGGCUAUCUAGGGACUCUGCCAAUGAUAUAUGGCCCUAAGGUGGUACCUCGGGAACUGGCAGAGGCCACAGGAGUAGUCAUGUCCUUCUUCCUCACUCUGGGACUGGCUGUUGGGUCUGCUUUCUCUGUGCUUAUCGUGCACUGCAUCUGACCAGGCUGUUAAGCAAUAACCUAGUCGGGUUAUAGUCAAGCUAUACAACAGAGAGUAGCUGGACAGGUGUCAGUGCACCCGUGUGUUUUUCUUUUCGUUCACC
Messenger RNA from Micropterus dolomieu (smallmouth bass), 1882 nucleotides. RefSeq names its product solute carrier family 29 member 3 (gene slc29a3). The transcript is spliced from 7 exons. Gene Ontology annotation, cellular component: Golgi apparatus; plasma membrane. Gene Ontology annotation, biological process: nucleoside transmembrane transport. The record is from RefSeq and is a predicted model, not a curated record. Gene Ontology annotation, molecular function: nucleoside transmembrane transporter activity. Lineage: Eukaryota; Metazoa; Chordata; Actinopteri; Centrarchiformes; Centrarchidae. Bases 355 to 1779 code for a protein of 474 amino acids.